UAAAUAAGUAAUGUCGUGUCGUUAAAAGCCCCUCAAAGAGAAGCUAAGUAGUCUUCUUCCAGAGAGAAGAGGAACAAAUUAAAUGAAACGCUUGGUGGCUUAACUCAUACACUCUUGUCAUCAUCUAAAUUCUCUCUUUUAUUCACAUCUCUUCUCUGCUCCAAUCCAACACCCUCCUUCCUCUGCUUUAUUCCCGAGAAGAAGAAGAAAACAGAGACUUGCCAGUUUUCUCUCUCUGUCUGUGUGUUUAUAGUAGUAUUAAUCCUUGUUAACAAGGGUGAUGAUGUUGAUGGUGAUCAGCAGCAGGUGCUCUCACACUUCCCACAUCACCGAAAUUAUUAUCACCAGCUUCUUUCGUCAUAAGCUCUAGAUCACUAUUCUUUCUCAUCAAACCUUAUAUAUUGCUGUCCAAGAUUAAAGGGGUGGCAGUGAUAUCAGGAACCCCAGAUACAUAAAGGGAACACGCCUAUGGCUGUUUCUUGAAUAUCUCAGCUUCGUAAUAUUACAUAAUUCGCAGCUAUGAUGGCUCCAGGGAUGCUCUACAGUGGUGGGUCUGGUGCUUUUAAUUUCGACGGUGUUUUGAUUCAGAAACAGAGGGUUAUGUCUUCUUCUUCUACUACUACUGCAAAAGAGCAUCUUGGUUCUCUAUUUGUCCCCGGCUCUUCUUCUUCUUCUUAUUUGGGAUCCAGUUCUAUGGUCAGUUUCGGCCGUGUUAAUGGAGGGAAGAGGUCAUUCUUUGACUCAUUCGAUCAAGAAGAGAAUGAAGCUGAUGAAUUGGGAGAGUAUUUUCAUCAAGCAGAGAAGAAGAGGCGACUUACAGAAAACCAAGUUCAGUUUCUUGAGAAGAGUUUUGGGGAAGAGAGCAAACUGGAACCAGAAAGAAAAGUCCAGCUUGCUAAAGAACUUGGUCUGCAGCCUCGCCAAAUUGCAAUAUGGUUUCAGAAUCGUCGCGCACGAUGGAAGACUAAACAGCUCGAGAAAGAAUAUGAAGCAUUAAGGAAUCAAUAUGACAAUCUGAAAUCAGAUUACAAUAAUCUUCUCAAGGAAAAGGAAAAUCUUAGAGCUGAGGUUUUCCAGCUCACUGAUAAGCUGCUUCUCAAAGAGAGAAAAAACGGGCAAUUGACUCUACCCGACUUCCAGAAACACUCCGAUGCAUCGCCAAAAGAAACCAUGGCUGAUCCUAUUUCAAGGGUUAAAAUGUCCAAUGUGUCAGCUCAGGUUCUUAAGCAGCAGCAGGAAGAUCUAAGCUCUGGUAAGAGCGAUAUCUUAGACUCAGAAAGCCCACAUUACACUGAUGGGGUGCAUUCCUCUUUCAUAGAGCAGGGGGAUUCUUCUUAUGUAUUUGAACCUGAACCGCCCGAUUUAUCUCAAGAUGAUGAAGAAAAAUUCAAUAAGACUAUGCUCUCUACGGCCAACUUGCUUGCAAAAGCCGAGGAUGAUGAUUAUCGCGUGACAUCCUCAAAUGUAAGCUACUUCGGAUUUCCAGUUGAAGACCAAGGUUUUGGCUUCUGGUCCUAUUGAGUUUCAUGGUUGUAUGUAGCAAUGCGGAAUAGUACUAUUUUAUGUGUUUAGUAAUGUCUCAGUUGUGUAUAUUUGGAGACAAUCCAUGGCAGUAUAUUUUCUGUAAUAAAUAAAGUCCUCUUUUAUGGGACCAGAAUCCAAAUGAGGUGAUGGGUUCUAGUCACAGAACAGUUGGGAACUAUGGCUAUUGCGCUUAAUUUGUAAACCUGUUGGUAUAUGUAGCUGGUGCUUCAUGUUGUUCAAUCAUCAAUGCCAUUUGUGAAAUCUGA
Nicotiana tabacum (common tobacco) is the source of this 1790-nucleotide messenger RNA. RefSeq lists its product as uncharacterized. The record is from RefSeq and is a predicted model, not a curated record. Gene Ontology annotation, biological process: positive regulation of DNA-templated transcription. Lineage: Eukaryota; Viridiplantae; Streptophyta; Magnoliopsida; Solanales; Solanaceae. Gene Ontology annotation, cellular component: nucleus. Gene Ontology annotation, molecular function: sequence-specific DNA binding; DNA-binding transcription factor activity, RNA polymerase II-specific.